Cladophialophora yegresii CBS 114405 is the source of this 1671-nucleotide messenger RNA. RefSeq lists its product as uncharacterized. The transcript has 4 exons. Gene Ontology annotation, biological process: carotenoid biosynthetic process. The coding region runs from base 1 to 1671 and encodes 556 amino acids. NCBI's taxonomy places the organism in Eukaryota, Fungi, Ascomycota, Eurotiomycetes, Chaetothyriales, Herpotrichiellaceae. Gene Ontology annotation, molecular function: oxidoreductase activity. The record is from RefSeq and is a predicted model, not a curated record.
AUGGAAAAGCCAAAGAGUGCGAUCAUCGUAGGCGCCGGUGCUGGUGGUAUUGCCAGUGCAGCAAGGCUCGCCAAAGCCGGGUUCAAGGUCACUGUGGUCGAGAAGAACGACCACACUGGCGGACGAUGCAGUCUGAUCCACGACAACGGCCACCGUUUCGAUCAAGGUCCCUCCCUCCUUCUCUUACCCGAUCUCUUUCGAGAAGUCUUCACCGACCUAGACACGUCGCUUGAGGAUGAAGGGGUAGAGCUGCUCAAAUGUGAGCCGAACUACAAUGUCUGGUUCGGCGACGGCGAGUGCAUCGAGCUGUCGACAGACGUGGCCAGAAUGAAGAAGACAAUCGAGAAGUGGGAGGGCAAGGAGGGCUUCGAGAGAUAUUUGGCUUGGAUGCGGGAAGCGCAUGUCCACUACGAGGCCAGUGUCGUGCACGUGUUGAGAAAGAAUUUCGGAACCAUUUGGGCCAUGGCACGUCCCAGCUUCCUGCCAUACCUCAUGGCACUGCAUCCUUUUGAGAGCAUAUGGUCCCGCGCAUCGCGGUAUUUCUUGACCGAACGACUCAGGCGUGCAUUCACAUUCGGGAGCAUGUACAUGGGCAUGAGCCCGUUCGAAGCCCCUGGAACGUACAGCUUGCUUCAGUACACUGAGUUGGCUGAAGGAAUAUGGUAUCCGCGAGGCGGGUUUCAUAAAGUCCUGGAUGCCUUGGUCAAAAUCGGCGAACGUCUCGGUGUCGAGUAUAGGCUCUCGACACCUGUUGCCCAAGUCAACGUCGACAGAUAUUCGCGGCGCGCUACCGGUGUUACCCUGGCAUCAGGGGAGGUGCUGAAUGCUGACAUUGUGCUUGUCAAUGCCGACCUCGUCUAUGCUUACAACGAACUCCUGCCUCCCUCUCACCGAGCCACCUUGUUAUCGAAGAAACCCGCUUCGUGUUCUAGCAUCUCAUUUUACUGGUCGAUGGACAAAAUGAUUCCUGAGCUUCACACGCACAAUGUCUUCCUGGCAGACGACUAUCAGGACAGCUUCGACGACAUCUUCAAACGCCAGCAAAUACCCAAAGAACCCUCCUUCUAUGUCAAUGUACCAUCAAGGGUCGACCCAACUGCAGCCCCAGAAGGUCGCGACAGUGUAGUGGUCCUCGUCCCGUGCGGUCACCUACUGGAAGGCGAGGCUGAUCGAGGCCUCAAUCCUCAGAACGCCCAGGACUGGCAAGCGAUGGUUGCCAAAGCUCGACAUGCCGUGUUUGAGACCAUCCGGCUGCGGACGGGUGCUGAUCUUCAAUCACAUGUCACGCACGAGAUCGUCAAUACACCAGGCUCGUGGAAAGAAAGGUUUAACCUUGACAGAGGCGCCAUUCUGGGCUUAAGUCAUUCCUUCUUUAAUGUGCUCAGCUUUAGGCCGAAGACGAAGCACCCCGAUCUCGGAAGCCUAUACUUCGUCGGAGCAAGCACCCACCCCGGUACAGGCGUACCCAUUGUCCUGUGUGGUAGCAAAAUCACGACCGAGCAGAUUUUGGACGACUUGGGGAUGGUCAAGCCUUGGUAUCCCGGCGGACACAAGAGGAGGAUAGUCAGCGACCUGGACAAGGAGGGCUGGCACUCCUUCGAUCUCGGACACACUCUUGUCGCGGUUUUUAUUGCACUAUGUCUGGUGCUCUACAUGUUUGCAUUCAGAUAG